UUCUGUCAGAAGAGCGGGGCCGUAUAUUACAUACAUUUUAUAGUGGAUGUCGGAGCGGCAUUAUUAGCCUUUUCUUGCCUUCUGUGUAUUUUAUUUUCAAAUGUCCACUACUGUAUCAUGGUUUUUAAUUCUUAUAGACAUUGUAGAAGUUUAAGGUUGCGUUCAUAGCUGGUUUCUAUGUCCUCGUAACGGUGAUUCUUACAAGGAUGGUCACUAGUAUUUGUAUCGCCUCAUGCCAUUAAUGACUUUUAACUGCUAGUUGAACUGAUCAGACAUUUUAUUUCAAUGCCCAGGUUUAACUGAACAUCUACAGAAGGAUGAUCUCUCAGGUCUUCAUUUUGUCCUCAAAGGGCGACCACCUCAUCUACAAAGACUUCCGUGGAGAAGCAGGAAGUGAUGCUGUCAGUAUUUUCUAUGAGAAGGUCACGACGCUGACUGGAGACCAGCCUCCGGUUGUCAUGAGUCAUAAAGAUCUUCACUUCGUCCACGUCAGGCAGGGCGGGCUUUACUGGGUCGCCACAACAACAGCUGACUCCUCCCCCUUCACCAUCAUCGAGUUCCUCAACAGGCUGACCUCUCUGGUUAAAGAUUACUGUGGCAGUCUGUCAGAGAAGUCGGUGCAGAUGAACUUUGCCCUCAUCUAUGAGCUGCUGGACGAGGUCGUGGACUACGGCUACAUCCAGACCACGUCCUCCGACGUCCUGAAGAAUUUCAUCCAGACUGAAGCGGUCUCCUCCCGACCGUUCAGCCUGUUUGACCUCAGCAACGUGGGACUGUUUGGAGCAGAGACGCAGCAGAGUAAAGUCGCUCCCAGCUCUGCAGCCACCAGACCCAUCCAGUCCAGCAGAGAGCAGGGAGGAAAGAGUGAGAUAUUUGUGGACGUGAUUGAGAGGAUGUCGGUCGUCAUUGGCUCCAAUGGAGUGGUGAUGAAGGCCGACAUCGAAGGAGAAAUCAAAGUGAAGUGCUACAUGCCGAGCUGCUCAGAAAUGAGGAUCGGACUGAACGAGGAGUUCAGCAUCGGCAAAUCACAGCUCAGAGGUUACGGGUCUUCUGUUCGUGUCGACGAGUGCAGCUUCCACCAGGCGGUCCGACUCGAUGAGUUCGACAGUAAUCGGAUCCUCCGUCUCUGUCCCAGUCAGGGAGAGCAAACAGUAAUGCAGUACCAGCUGAGUGAUGAUCUGCCUUCAGCUCCUCCAUUUAGACUCUUCCCAACCAUCGAGAGAGACAGCGGAGGAAGGCUGCUGAUGUACCUGAAACUCCGCUGUGAUCUGCCACCAAAAAGUGCUGCUAUCAACGUGUGCGCGUCGAUCCCGGUCCCUAAAGGCUCACUGAGUUUGUCUCAGGAGCUCAGCAGUCCGGAUCAGAGCGCUGAGCUGAAGCUGCAGAGUCGAGCCGUGGAGUGGAAGAUCCCUCGCUUCACUGGAGGGACACAACUGUCUGCCCUGUUCAAGCUCGAGGUCCCGGGUCUCAGCUCGGCCUCCAUGUUGGAGGUCGGUCCGGUCGGUCUGAGCUUCGAGCUUCCCAAACUCACCGCCACGGGACUUCAGAUCCGCUUCCUUCGCCUGUCACCUGUCCAGCCCGGCCCCUCGCAGCGCUGGGUCCGCUACGUCACACAUUCAGACUCCUACAUCAUCAGAGUUUAGCCCCACAAAUCUCUGCUGCAUAGACUCCUCAGUUUUAUGAUGGAGCAGCUGAAUGUCUGAUAAUAAUAAGAGGAGAAACAGACGACAAUAGUGGAGUUCUUCAUCACAUCAACCAAAAUGUGACUUAAAUGAGAACAUGUCCUUGAAAUCACAUUUUUGUAUGUGCUUAUUUAUUUCAACCUAAGAGAUAAUCACACACGUGUAUUUUUAUCUGUCUGUAAAUAAAGACAAAGACACGGAC
Messenger RNA from Cheilinus undulatus (humphead wrasse), 1884 nucleotides. RefSeq names its product adaptor related protein complex 4 subunit mu 1 (gene ap4m1). The record is from RefSeq and is a predicted model, not a curated record. Gene Ontology annotation, cellular component: cytoplasmic vesicle; clathrin adaptor complex; trans-Golgi network. Gene Ontology annotation, biological process: Golgi to lysosome transport; protein targeting. NCBI's taxonomy places the organism in Eukaryota, Metazoa, Chordata, Actinopteri, Labriformes, Labridae. The transcript has 16 exons. The coding region runs from base 318 to 1643 and encodes 441 amino acids.